CAAUAUAUUUUGCAACUCAAAUUUUUGUAAAAAUAUGUACCUACAUGCUUUAUAUAACUGAACGAAAAAGUUAAUGUCAUUUGUCAAAAAACAAAAUGUCAAUUGCAACAAAAUUUGACACUUAAAGAAUAAAAAAAAAACAUUUUUUACUGAAGAAGUGAAGAGUAGAAUUUGUAAUAGCUAAUUCGUUAAUAGUUAUUUAUACUUAUUUGCCGCAACUAAACCAUUAAAACAACAAAAGGAGAACUAGAAUACACUUAAAAACAUUCAAAAAUAACAUUAUUAAAAGAUAGCAAAAAUACACCCCUUAUUGUGUAAGAUUUUAAAUAAAAAGGCAAAUGCAUUUUUUAUUACUGAAAGAGUGAAGUAUUAAAAAAAUUUACCGUCUAAGUGUUCUAUGGACAUAAGCAUAUAAUUACGAAAAUGUUGAUUGCAAAAAGUAUUCGAUAUAAUAAUAUACUGGUGACUAGAGUCAGAUCUCUCGCUUCAUGUCGAAAAUAUAGUGAUACAAAUGAGCAGAGAUUCCGGGGAAAAUAUGAUGUUAUAAUUACUGGUGGUGGUAUGGUAGGCUGUACAUUAGCAUGUGCUAUGGGUAAGAAUGGUUUAUUUUCAAAUUUGAAAAUCUUAUUACUAGAAGGUAGUACUGAUAAGAAGUUUCAAUUAAAACCAGAGUAUAGCAAUAGAGUGGUAGCUCUAAACCAAAGUACAAAAUCACUAAUGAACUCGUUAGAAAUAUGGCAGCACGUUGAAAAAAUGAGGCUACAACCAGUGAGACACAUGCAAGUUUGGGAUGCUUGUUCCGAUGCCUUAAUAUCAUUUAGUAGUCGUGAAAUUUUAGAUGAUGAUGUUGCAUACAUUGUUGAAAACGAUGUCUUACUUGAAGCUGUUAAUAUCGAAUUGAAAUCAUCAUCUGUUAAAAAUGUAGAUAUUCUUUAUGAAGCAAAAGUAACUGGAUAUGAAUUGUCAAAAUCCGGAUGUCAAGGAAACAUAGUCAAAAUGAAUAAUGGAGAUAGUUAUUCUUGCGAUCUGUUGAUUGGAGCGGACGGCGCCAAUUCAGCGGUCCGUCAAGCGAUGGGCGUGCAGUACGUUUCGUGGAAUUACGAUCAAAUGGGCAUUGUUGCUACGUUACACUUGGCCGAGGAAUCGGCUAAUACAACAGCUUGGCAACGUUUCCUACCUACCGGACCUAUCGCCUUCCUUCCUCUCGACUCGACAAAGAGCUCUCUCGUCUGGACCACUCCCAAGUCGCUCAGUAAAGAACUAUUGAGUCUACCAGAAGAAAGAUUCGUUGAUGCUCUCAACGAUGCUAUGUGGAAACAAUAUCCUCGCAACAGUGCAGUUGACGCUUGCACAUCAUGGUUGGGAUCAGUUUUGAAACGUUUCGACCUACCAGACAGUACUGAAAGGCAACUGCCUCCCAGUGUUCAGUCAAUUGUACCGGGCUCAAGGGCUGCAUUCCCCCUCGGUUUUGGUCACAGUACGAGAUAUGUUGCUCCAGGUGUUGCUCUCAUUGGUGACGCGGCUCAUCGUGUCCAUCCCUUGGCUGGUCAAGGUCUGAACCUAGGUUUUGGUGACGUUAAAGACCUAGUACAAUUUCUAUCUGACGCUAUCUACACUGGACUAGAUAUCACACACCCAAGCUGGAUGGAGAAAUAUGAGAGUUCUCGUCAGAGACAUAAUGUUCCCACUCAACUAGCAGUAGACGCCUUGAACCGUCUUUAUGGCAUCGAACUGCCUCCCCUCGUACUAGUCCGAAGCAUCGGCUUGCAACUAACUAAUGCUUUCCAUCCUAUUAAGAAAUUGAUUAUGUCUCAUGCUGCGACAUAGAAAAUGAAGAGAAAACCUGAAUACCUACAACUAAAUAAUUAAAAGAUUUGUAGUGAAUAAAGAAUAUGAAUAAAAAUAUACUUAAUAAUAUUUUACUACUAUUUUACAUAUUUUAUUAAAGGUAUUAAAAUGAUCUUGUAUAAUGAUAAA
This is a messenger RNA of Melitaea cinxia (Glanville fritillary), 1977 nucleotides long. RefSeq names its product ubiquinone biosynthesis monooxygenase COQ6, mitochondrial (gene Coq6). The transcript has 9 exons. Lineage: Eukaryota; Metazoa; Arthropoda; Insecta; Lepidoptera; Nymphalidae. Gene Ontology annotation, molecular function: 2-octaprenyl-6-methoxyphenol hydroxylase activity; oxidoreductase activity, acting on paired donors, with incorporation or reduction of molecular oxygen, NAD(P)H as one donor, and incorporation of one atom of oxygen; FAD binding. The record is from RefSeq and is a predicted model, not a curated record. Gene Ontology annotation, cellular component: mitochondrion. Gene Ontology annotation, biological process: ubiquinone biosynthetic process. The coding region runs from base 424 to 1827 and encodes 467 amino acids.